Molecule: messenger RNA, 570 nt
Organism: Gavia stellata (red-throated loon)
Lineage: Eukaryota; Metazoa; Chordata; Aves; Gaviiformes; Gaviidae
Gene: FGF22
Product: fibroblast growth factor 22
Exons: 4
Coding region: 1-570 (189 amino acids)
Biological process (GO): fibroblast growth factor receptor signaling pathway; positive regulation of protein phosphorylation; positive regulation of gene expression
Cellular component (GO): cytoplasm
Molecular function (GO): growth factor activity; fibroblast growth factor receptor binding
Source: RefSeq, a predicted model, not a curated record
AUGCCCCCGCGCUACGCCGCCAUGCCGCGCCGCGCGCCCCCACGGCGCAGGCGCCGCGCGAUGCACGCCGGGAGCCGGAGUUCCACCGCGCCGGACUACAACGCCCAUGAUGCAGCGCGCGCUGCCUGGGGCGGCCGGCGGCCCCCCCGCAGCUACGGCCACCUGGAGGGCGACGUCCGCUGCCGGCGGCUCUUCUCCGCCACCCGCUUCUUCCUGCGCAUCGACGGCGGCGGCGGCGUGGAGGGGACGCGCUGGAGGGAGCGGCCGGGCAGCAUCGUCGAGAUCCGGUCGGUGCGUGUCGGCGUCGUGGCCAUCCGGGCGGUGCACACCGGCUUCUACCUGGCCAUGAACAAGCAGGGAAGGCUCUACGGGUCGAAGGAGUUCAGCCCCAACUGCAAGUUCACGGAGCGCAUCGAGGAGAACGGCUACAACACCUACGCGUCGCUGCGCUGGCGGCACCGGGGCCGCCCCAUGUUCCUCUCGCUCAAUAGCAAGGGCAGGCCACAGCGAGGGGGAAAGAUGCGCCGGCAGCACCUCUCCACCCACUUCCUCCCCAUGCUCGUCAACUGA